AUGGCACAGGCGUGUGUGGGUGCCUCGAGUGUCCUGACUGUCAACGGUGGUGGCCCUGACAAAACGACGGCUAGAGCGGCGACCACUUACCUGGGCUUUGCCUCCGCCAGCAGACCAGUCUGUGGGUCCCACGGUGCACCUUCCACGAACAGACUGUGCACGAAAGUACCGUCCCCUGGGGCUCCUGUCAGCUUUUCACGAGUCUUACCCGUCACAUUCACAUUCAGUGCCACUGGGUGCAGUUACCACUCGUUCUAUCUCCACAUUUGCUGCAUAAUUGCAGUGAGGAAGGAUUGUGAAAUAGGCAGUCUUCCAACCAAAUCGCACUCGGUAGGGAUGGGCAAUCAGUUACCCAAAUCUCCAAAUCCCUCGCUCUAG
This is a messenger RNA of Echinococcus granulosus, 378 nucleotides long. RefSeq lists its product as hypothetical. Lineage: Eukaryota; Metazoa; Platyhelminthes; Cestoda; Cyclophyllidea; Taeniidae. Bases 1 to 378 code for a protein of 125 amino acids. The record is from RefSeq and is a predicted model, not a curated record. The transcript has a single exon.